Serpula lacrymans var. lacrymans S7.9 is the source of this 672-nucleotide messenger RNA. RefSeq lists its product as uncharacterized. Bases 1 to 672 code for a protein of 223 amino acids. The transcript has 8 exons. NCBI's taxonomy places the organism in Eukaryota, Fungi, Basidiomycota, Agaricomycetes, Boletales, Serpulaceae. The record is from RefSeq and is a predicted model, not a curated record.
AUGUCGAUUCCUGCCUUGACGCAUACUUGUGACUGUUGUUUCUCCACAACUGCAUUGGAUGCAUUUGACCCCAUGAAACAGCUCAGUGCAGAAAGUAAUUACAGAAACACCCAUGCACCAAAUAUCUACAACACAAUGGUUCACGCAAAAUCAACAGAAAUCAAUACAGAUCUCCCGGCCGGUGAAAGAAAGCAUCUACAAGAGCUGCAGAAUAUAGUCAGCAAAACCUGUGAUCCCUCUACUCUAAGCAAAGAAGAAUGCGACAAUCUUUGUGGGCGCCUUCUCAAUCAUUGUGAAACCAAUUCCUUGGGAAGCCGUGCUAACAAUUUAGCAGCAGCAAGGGAUGUCCUGGUAACCGCAAAUAGAAUUGGAAAGGAGCUCGAUAAUCUUGCUGCAAGGACAGCAAUAACUCAAUGGACUUCUGGGAGGAUUUUGUCGGGAGAGACCCGGACAAACUUGCUAUGUUAUUUGAACAAUGGGCUUGUUCACGAAAUCAGACCGUCCAUGAACAAGAAGAACCUGCUAACUGCCGCCAACAGUGCAUCAGGUUUUGUAGGAGCGGCUUGCGACAUGCCUUUUGUCAACCCAUCCACAAUAGGCACUGUGCUGGAAAUUUGUAAACUCCAUGAUGCAUGGAAGACUGGGAGCUGUCACUGGGUGAAGCUGACUUGA